AUGCCACAAAACAUAACAAGGCUUUCCGGGCUCCCCUUGUCAGCUGAAUUUCAUUUCAACUGACUCACCUUUCUGUCAAAUGUCGAUGCAGCCACUCGGUCAAGUACCGGCAUUUGAAGAGGGAGACCUGCAACUAUCUGAAUCAAGAGCAAUCACGCAAUAUAUUGUCCACGAGUAUGCUGAGAAAGGGACCCAGCUGAUUAGCAGAGAAUUCAAGAUGGCGAUCAUAGGGGUGUGGCUGGAAGUGGAGUCCCAACAUUAUGAUCCACUGGCUUCUAAACUUGUUUGGGAGCUGGGAAAAAAACCUAUGUAUGGGAUGCCUGCAGAUACAUCAGUGGUGGAAGAAAAUGAAGCCAAACUGGGUACUGUUCUUGAUAGAUAUGAGAAGAGAUUAUCCGAGUUCAAAUACUUGGCAGGAGACUGUUUUACCUUGGUGGAUCUGCAUCACCUGUCCACUGUUCAAUACUUGAUGAACUCACAGACUAGGAAGCUGUUUGAAUCACGAUUCCAUGUUAAUGCAUGGGUAGCUGAUAUCACUCUGCAAGACCAGCUUGAUCAAAGGUCCUUGAUAUGCCAAGCAGUAGGAAAGGGUAGGAAGCCAUAUCAAUAUGAAUAUUCUAUGAAAGUUUAAAGAUGAAUAGAAUAAAGCCACUUUGUUGAAUCUUACCAGCUAAAGAUUUGCGUACUUUAUUCGAUUGGAAGUCUUAGCUUCAAAUCCCUGUUCCGUUUGAUGUUACACAAGUAAGUUAUAGAAUUAUAUUGCUCUGUUCUUUGGAAUCACCUUCCAGUUUGCACUGUAAUUAUUGUCAUUGACUUCAGCAGAAAAUGAAGUUUCUGGAGCGGAUGCCAGAUGAGGUUAAUUUACAAAA
Prosopis cineraria is the source of this 869-nucleotide messenger RNA. Its product is annotated as glutathione S-transferase-like. The transcript has 2 exons. Gene Ontology annotation, molecular function: glutathione binding; glutathione transferase activity. The record is from RefSeq and is a predicted model, not a curated record. NCBI's taxonomy places the organism in Eukaryota, Viridiplantae, Streptophyta, Magnoliopsida, Fabales, Fabaceae. The coding region runs from base 80 to 631 and encodes 183 amino acids. Gene Ontology annotation, cellular component: cytoplasm.